Canis lupus familiaris (dog) is the source of this 1666-nucleotide messenger RNA. RefSeq lists its product as uncharacterized. The record is from RefSeq and is a predicted model, not a curated record. The transcript has 8 exons. The coding region runs from base 1 to 1323 and encodes 440 amino acids. Lineage: Eukaryota; Metazoa; Chordata; Mammalia; Carnivora; Canidae.
AUGUGUGGGAUUCGUGAUUAUCAUCCAAGACUCCAAAGACACUGUGAAGGCACCCCCGACUGGCUGUGGCAGGAACUUCACAUCCGCCACAUCCAGGUCGGAUCCCGCAGCCCGGACGGCGCCAAGAGGAAAGCAAAGUGGGCAGGACCCACGCGGCACCGGGUCCCGACCCGCCUCCACCCGCAACGUUACCGAAACGUACCGAAGCCCGUUUCCUUCCCUAGAGCAGCGCGGCGGAAACGCCCCGGCGCACAGCCCGGGGUGGGGCUCAGGGACGGCCCCGCAGCAAUCUUCAGUCCUCCGGGCGGGGAGGCCAGUCCCGCCAGGUCCCCACUCUGCAGGCCCAAGGGGGCCCGUGUCCCGCGCACCCCGGAGCCCCCCCGCUUGGUGCACCGCGUACCUACACCCCCUCUGGGACUCCAACCCCGGCGUCGGCCAGCUCUCCGUCAGGCACCGGCGAAAUUCCCGCCACCGCGCGCCCGCGCUCCCGAGGGGCGGGGCCACGGCGCAGCCCGCCCCCGGGGCUCCGCUCGCGAGGUCUCCGCGGGAACCGCCGGCACUCCGCAGGUUCUCGCGAGAGCAAGGCCUGGCGACCGCUGGAUUUCCCGUGGGCUGGACCCCGAGAAAAGAGUUUUGCUCCAGCGAGCUCGAAGUGGGUGUCUCGUUAACACCCAGAGCCGCGCCGUCGCCUCUCGUGGCCGCGCUGGUGCCGGCAACUCUUUUGUUAGGAUCGAGGAUGCCUAUUGUUCACGCUCUGUGGACGAGGCAUGGGCAGAGAGGAGGAGAAGCCAGUGUAGAGGAGCGCUGACAGACACUCUCUGCGUAGGAUCAUCAUGCCGAGCACAAACUGGACUUUCCCACUUGCCUGGCAGGAGUGAGACAGAUCACUGUGUGCUAAAUGAGCAUCUGAGAUGUCCUUGGCGUGUGCACCCCUGUGGAAUCCAGUUCAUCUCCAAUCUGUCAGGAAGUAUCAGAGGUGGUUUUGACUCCUUAUGUCCUGGGCCUGUGCACAAAAUGUGUGCAGCUGCCCACAAAGUUGCCAGCCAUGAGUGCCACAGAAACAGAGUGGAGGGAAAUACCAGAGAGAAAGGCUUUUUCCCAACUCAGAAUUUCACUUGUGCCAAGAAUUACACAGACUCUCAUGAAGACAUUCCAGCAGUUUCUGUCUUACCUUCUGUGGAGGAAAAUGAGAUCCCGAGUGAAGUCUACAAUGUCAUUGACUCUGAAGAAGGACUCAGAGACCCAUUGGUGUUUAAUGACCCUUACUGGCCUAUGCAAUGGGAACUGGUCCUUCUCCUUCACAACUUCCAGAGAAAAUUUUAAUGUUCCUUGACCAUUGAUGGCUUCUGCGUUUCAGCAAUGCUACUUUAUAAAAAAAAAUUGCUUUCUAUUUUUUUCUUUAUGUCUAUGAGAUUUUUUAAGGAAAGCAUAGACUCAAAUCAUUAUUGAAAUGGGACAUUGUUCCUUUAAGGUUUAAUGGUGAGAAAGAAGAUAAACAUAUCUAAUUUCCUUAUUAGGAAUGGGCUGGCUUGAUAGGAUUUUUAUCACUGGAGGCCUCUGACUUCUGUUCAUGCCAAAAGAAUGCCAGACUGCUGGGUUGGUGGAAGGAAUGAGAUACUAUCCAGGGAAGUAAACAUGCAUUAAAAAAGAUAGUCUGUAUACUACA